This is a messenger RNA of Hemiscyllium ocellatum (epaulette shark), 778 nucleotides long. RefSeq names its product CD164 sialomucin-like 2 (gene cd164l2). The record is from RefSeq and is a predicted model, not a curated record. The transcript has 6 exons. The coding region runs from base 26 to 475 and encodes 149 amino acids. Gene Ontology annotation, cellular component: cytoplasmic vesicle. Lineage: Eukaryota; Metazoa; Chordata; Chondrichthyes; Orectolobiformes; Hemiscylliidae.
CCCCCCCCCCCUCCGAUUUCAGAAGAUGAAGUGGGCAGAGAUUGCGGUAGGAAUUUCGCUGCUGGUGCUACUCUCUGGAGUUUGUGGGGGACAGGCUGCAGAAUGUGCAGAGUUGGAGACAUGUGAACUUUGUAUCACUGGUGAUACUUCACUGAACCUAACAGACUGUGUAUGGGCACAAUGUAAGUCAGAAAUCUUUUGUGUUGCAAAGACAUCUGAAAAUCUCACUGACUGCACUACACAUGACGAAGUUUCAAUGUGUGAAGCUGCCACUACUGCUAAAGAAGCUUCAUCCACUGCAGAAUCUGACAUCACCACUGAGAUUCCAACAACGACUCCUGUGUAUUCACCCUCCAGCUUUGACCCAGCCAGUUUCAUUGGAGGAAUUGUCUUGGUUCUGGGAGCUGAGGCAGCAUUUUUCUUUGCAGUCAAGUUCUUCAAGGCACGAGAUGGAACCUACCAAACUCUGAUAUAAUCACAAGGAUGGAAAGAAUGGCUUUGAAGUGGCCAAAAUAAAUCUACUCAUUUCCCAGCAAACACUAUUAAAUGAAGCUGUCUUCACUAAUGCCACGUUUAUAUUGCAUUAUAGUGGAGGAGAUUUAAGAUUCUGUUUGCCUUUGACGUGGUGGAUUGAAUUGGCUACAAAUACUAGAGUACAUCCAGGACUGAUGUUCUGUGCUAUGACCCUCAGUAGCACUGUAUUGAGAUGAUAUUGUAUACAGAGAUCAAGUGAAAAGAUCUUGUUAAUAGUUUGGUGCUUUUUAUGGACCAGACUACA